This is a messenger RNA of Schistosoma rodhaini, 3755 nucleotides long. NCBI's taxonomy places the organism in Eukaryota, Metazoa, Platyhelminthes, Trematoda, Strigeidida, Schistosomatidae. The record is from the annotation of a GenBank genome assembly.
GGUGUUGCUCAACUUAUUUUAGUAAUAAUAAAUAAUGACUAGUCAUUUUAAGUAGUAUAUUUACAUCAUAUACAUAUAUAUCUAUAUAUAACUGACUAUUUGGAUACACUUAUGUAAAUAUCUUGAAUAACGUAUUAUCCUUCUAUAUUGACAAUGUUACUUUCAUUUACUCAUUUGUCAAUAGUAUCAUUAUUCAGUAUUAUUAUCAUUCUUACCAUUGUGAAGUCAAUUACUCUUAAACCUAUAGAAAUACCUUUAACUCAUGGUGGAUCAGUUAUUGGCAAAGAAGAAAUUGUAAAUAUUGAUGGACAAAAAGUGAAAGUGAAUAGUUUCUUAGGUAUACCAUAUGCAUCAAAACCAAUUGGUAAAUUACGUUUUGCUCCACCAGUGAAACAUCCCGGUUGGAAAGGUAAAUAUAAUGCAACCACACUAUCACCAACAUGUUGGCAAUAUAUAUUCACAGGAUUUGAUGCUGUUAAUGCUGCUGGUAAAAUGUGGAUUAAUAAUACUGAAAUGAGUGAAGAUUGUUUAUAUCUUAAUGUAUGGACACCGAAAUCUAGUGUCGAUAGUCCACAUUUACCAGUUAUGGUAUGGAUAUAUGGUGGUGGAUUUACAUCAGGCAGUGCUAAUCUACAAGUAUAUAAUGGAGCUAUACUUUCAGCUACACAAAAUGUAAUUAUUGUUUCUAUGCAAUAUCGUGUCGGUGCAUUUGGUUUCUUACGAUUAAAGCCUAAUAUUACUGAUCAAACACAAACUGAUGCUUUAGGUAAUCAAGGUUUAUUAGAUCAAUUAAUGGCAUUGAAAUGGGUAAGCGAAAAUAUAGGACAAUUUCAUGGUGAUCCAAAUCAAGUAACAAUAUUUGGUGAAUCUGCUGGAGCAGUCAGUGUAUCAAUUCUAUGGAUGUCACCUAUUGCUCAACCAUAUUUUCGUAGAGCAAUAUUACAAUCCGGUAGUCUAUAUGCUAGAUGGGGUUUAGACAAUGCAGAUGAAGCACAUGAGAAAGCAGAUGUAUUCACUCAGGAAUGCGGCUGCCAAUCACCUUCUGUAGACCGUAAAGCAAGUUUGGAAUGCCUUCGAAAGUUAGAUCCAUUAACACUUGUUAAUCAGCUGGAUAGUAUAAAUGUGGCUAUUGGUAAACAUCGUUAUGAUGCUGUUCGAAAAUAUUUACUACCCAGAUAUCACAAACAAGAACCAUUCUUAAUAAAGCAGUCUACAAGUACUCGAUUGUAUUUCGAUGUUCCAUUGCAACCAGUUAUUGAUGGUUAUCUUGUGCCUAAACAUCCGGAUCAUAUUUUUAAUGAAAAAAAUAAAUUAAAACAAAACCCAGAAUUAUUGAUUGGUGUUAACACCAAUGAGGCAAUGUUUUUCCUCCUUCCAGGCAUUGCCAUAAAAGAUACGCAGUUCUUAUUCUCAAAUGGUUCAGUUAUUAUGCCUAGCACUAUGGAGUUGGCUGGUAAGAAAAAACCAUUUAAAGAAGGAGAAGAAAUAGCCGAUUUCUAUUGGAUCACAGCCACACAAAUAUUAGACGAAUCUCAUAUGAGACCGGGUCUAGCGAAAAUGCCAUCAUAUUAUUAUAAUUUACCACUCACUUCCAGUCCAAAACGAGGUUACUACGAUCCGGAUACCGUAUACAUCCACGAUGAAGAACUUCUCAGACGAUUAGAUAAAUUUGCCGGUGAUUUAGAUUUCGCUUGUCCAACUUUAAAUUUUGCUGAACAAGUUGCUAGACUACCAGAUGCUAAAGUAUUCCUAUAUCAUUUUAAUAAACGUACUGAAUCACUCCCUAUGCCUAAAUGGACAGGUGUCAUGCAUGGUUAUGAAAUUGAAUAUAUUUUUGGUAUACCAUAUGAUCCGGAAUUUUCAAAACAAUUUUAUAAUUUUACAGAUCUUGAAAAAAUAUUCAGUUCUAGAAUUAUGAAAAUGUGGACUAAUUUUGCUAAAACUGGUCAUCCAUCUAAGAGUAAUGAUGGUAAAAUAUCUACACCUGAAUGGCCUUUGUUCAAUAGCACUGAUGGAUUUGUAUCAAACAACCCUGAUUACUUGAUUCUAGAAGAUGAAACUAAACUUGGCAGUGGAUUGCAUCGUGAUCGCUGUGCAUUUUGGUUACAUGAAAUGCAAGACAUGACAGAUAUAUGGUAUAAUAGAUGUGAUCCUUCUAGUGGAAUAAAACCAACUGGAAAUUAUAUUUUAAUCCUUGGAUCUGGGUUACUUCUUUUCAUUGGAAUUUUUUAUGGAUGAAAAUGUUUGUUUGUUUUUUUACUUUUCUUUCUUCUUCUUCUUGUUGAAGAUCAUCAUUACAACGAUAGUUAAUUAUGAUAAUCAUCAAAAACGAACUCUCUCACACACACACACACAAGACAGAUUGUUUUAAAUUGAUUCUCAUUACUAGAAUUGAAUUGGUAGCUAUGCAAUUUUAUUUCAUUUAACCGAAUUAUAUUCACAUGGACUUAUUCAUAGGUGAAUAUAUAUAUCCAUCUUUGUUACUAUGGGAACUAAGCAUUUCAUUUUAUUCAAUAGAGUUUUUUUUUAGUUUAUUAUAAUGAAUUACCUACACUUUUCCUAUUGAGAAACCCUUUUUAAAUUACAUCUAGUGUAUGUUUACUUUUUCUCAUGAUCAUAUUGUAAAGUGAAUUCAUAAAAUGUCUUGAUUACAUAUAUUUUUUCCACUGAUGAUGACAGAUGAUGAUGUGCCUGUUACUCCCAAUGGAGCAUAGGCCGUCGGCCAGCAUUUUUUUUUCUGGUUAGCGUUUCUUUAGCGAGUUGGUUUUCUACAGGAUGAGGUCGCUAAACCCAUGCCCAACCUUCCUCUUUUACCCGGGUUUGAGACCGGCAGUAGCCCCCGGAGGAGCUACAGGCGGAGUUAUUUUUUUCACUAUUCCAUAGAUAUUUACCUCCAUUUAAUUUCUCAGGUUUUUUAAGUAAAUCUAUACUUUGUAAAAAAAAAUUGUUUAAUGAAGAAAAAUCAAUAAUCAUGCUCUUACAUCAUUGUAACAGAUACUUAUUUAUUUGCUUAGUUACCAAUGUCCGUUAACCCCCCCCUCACGAAGGAGUAUAGCCCACCUACCAGCACAUUGUAAUAGACAAGUAGAUUUUAAAAAGUAUAAAGAAAAAAACUGUUCUUCUUUAUUCAAGAUAUUCGUCUGUACUUCAUCUCUCUUAUUCUUCUUCAUUCAAGAACUUCGUCUGUACUUCAUCCGUCUUAUUCUUCUUCAUUCAAGAGAUUCGUCUGUACUUCAUCUCUCUUAUUCUUCUUCAUUCAAGAACUUCGUCUGUACUUCAUCUCUCUUAUUCUUCUUCAUUCAAGAGAUUCGUCUGUACUCCGUCUCUCUUAUUCUUCUUCAUUCAAGAUAUUCGUCUGUACUUCAUCUCUCUUAUUCUUCUUCAUUCAAGAGAUUCGUCUGUACUCCGUCUCUCUUAUUCUUCUUCACUCAAGAUAUUCGUCUGUACUUCAUCUCUCUUAUUCUUCUUCUUCAACUGUCACAUAAUAUGUUUAGUGAAUAGUUCAUCUUUGUAAAAUGACUUCAUAAAUUUAGAGUGUAACAAAAUAUCAGUAUUAAUUCAAUAUUUCUUUUUGUUACCACUAUAUUGUUGGUGUUAUUAUUGAUUCUUUAGACUAAAUUAACCGCCUAAAUUGAUUUGGUAAUUAAAUGUUGUAAACGUAUUAAUCAAUUUAUCAUUGUGUUGUUUUCUUUUUUCUCCUCAUUUUUCCCUGUUUUUAUUUACUACUAAUAAUAAACUACUAAUAUGGUUACAGU